AUGGAAAGUCUCCUUGCGUAUAAUAGCAGUUCGGACGAAGAAAGCGAUAGAAUUACUAAAGAUGAACAAAACCUCAAGAAACGCAAAGUGAAGCUUCCAGGAACAGACCAGGGAAAAGACCAAGAAAUCAAAGAUGUUUGUGCAACAGAAAGCGGCAUACAGACAUAUAAUAAUCAGAUGGGGCCGUUUCUUGAACCAAAAAAUGCUUUUGGGCUCAAUGAGUAUAGUUAUUCUAAAUCAAAACAAACUUCCUUGAGAAAUGAUCAUGGUUCCAUUGUUUUACAAAGAACUUUUAGUGAGCCACAGUUUCCAGUGAGUAAUUCUAACCAAGAAAAGAAAAGCCCAGCUUUCAACAGUUCAUUGACUCAAUAUAAGCAUUCAAAUUCGAGUAGCAUAUCAGGCAGAAGAGUAAAACCUUACAUCUCAAAGAGGGAAAGAGAAAAAUUGGCACAAACAGCUUUACCUGGUAGUUCCUCUUCUCCACUUAAAUGUCAGUUAGCUGCGGAGAAGUCUAAUUUUGAUCAUUCUAUAAAGGAAGUCGAUUUGCAACCUAACAGACCUUGUGAAAUAUCAGAUGGAAAACAUUUAGCUCGCGCAUGCCGGCCGCCUAAACAGUUGCAUUUAAAUUUUGAAGGUCAUUCGCAAGGAGUGAACUGUGUGUAUUGGAACCCAACUAAAGGUAACCUGUUAUUAUCUGCAGCAAUGGAUCACUUGGUCUGUGUAUGGGACACUUCGUGUGGGAGUACAUGCCGCAGGAGACUUACACAUCAUACAGCAGCAGUGAAAGACUCCAAGUGGAGUUUAUGUGGAGAGAAAAUCUUGAGUUGUGGUUAUGACAAAACUGCUAGACUUUCUAAUUUGGAAACAGGUAAUGUGAAUCAUGUCUGUAGUUUGAAGAUCAUGCACAUGUCAUUGGCUUGUCCCAGGGGUAGGAACUGGAGCUAACCAGGGCGAUGAAUGUCGGGGAAUAGUUCUCUACAACUGGCGGAGGGGGAGUUUCACAAAUAAUUUUAAUUUGAACAAAAGGGAUCGGGGAAUUCAAAAUUUUGUAAAAAUAGUAGACAGCAACCACUGUGAAGUCAUCGGGAUUUACUGCUUUCCCACACCCUUAGAUAUCUGACAUAUAACAUUAAUUUUAAUGGCCCAACAUCAUGUGUACUCGCCACGGAUUACCAGGCCACCGAAGAUGGUGAACCCUGCUAUGACAUGUGCAUAAAACACAAUUAAAUAAUUACAUUACUAACCUAAUGUGCACUUUGAUGGGAUAGCUCAGGAGUGAAUCAGGGUAAAGAAAAAAGGUAAAGAGUCUUUAUUUUAUGUCAGUAGCUCGAAAUAGCCAUAUGAUUAACCAACCUGAGGCCAAUGGUGCACUCGCUUUACCCCCCCCCUCCAUUACUGCUUCAUUUUACGGGUAUUUAAAGCUACGGAAAGCUACACGGAAAGGAAAGAAGGUGAAAGAAGGAUCUGAGGUCACACCUGGGAAUCAAACUAGGGAAUUCCCACACAGAAGGCUGUGCACUAACUAGCCAACUGUGCUAACCCUUCCUCCCCCAGUCACUUUCCCCUCUUCUCACCCCACAUUCUCCUUCUACCCUAAAAACUUGAAAUCUGAAGGUGAAAAUCCUAAUUAAAAAAAACAUUGUGGAUCUCUCAAAACAGCAAGAUAGUAUCGACAAAUAGACAAUGUUUUCAUUUGUAGAAGGUGUAGUUUAAUCUGCUCUACCUUUAUUAUUUUUUUUUCAGGUCAAGAAAUCAUUAAAUUUCCUCACAAAAACUUUGCUACCUGUGUCCAGUUUCACCCAACAGAUCCAGCGUUAUUUUUGUCUGGGACUUUCAAAUCUGCCAUCCUAUGUUGGGAUACAAGAACUGGAAAUGUAAGUCUACAGAAUGCAUAUUUUUUAACAAACUGUUCUCAGAGUGCCACUUAACUCAUGAAAUAGAAUCUAAGGGCUCAAAAUAAGAUUGCUGGGGACUUCUGGCGGUCAUGCUGACCCACCAGAGAAAUGUUAUCUCAGUCACGUCUCUCUUCUGGCCAGUUAUAAUGUUAAAAAAAUACGAUAAUAACAAGAAUAUCCUACCCCAACAAGCUAAAACAUAGAGUAAAAGGAUGUUUGUCCCCUUGAAACGUAAUGCUGUGUAAAUAUAUUUUUUUUCUGGUCCCUUGUUUAUGUGUCCAGUCAAAAUGACCAGUAAACCAAAUGUUUGUUCAGACAAAUGGCCAUCUUGGCUGGACAUCGUCUGUUGAAUGGCCAUUAUUUUGAGGCCUGGAAUCUGCUGUUGUACAUAAUCUAUGUUUUUACAUCACUUGCAAAAGAAAACUGUUUUCCAUUGAACUGUUUGAACAAAUUAAUUAUUUUUACAUUGUACGCCAAAUACUGUUCAAUAGGAAAAAAAUAGUCAUAACUGGUGAAAUAAAAAUGCCAAGUAAGAACAGUUUUUUUGUAAGAAGGUUGCAGACUGGGACACAAACUUAUAAGAUUUUAAAACAAAAAGACAACAUUUUCUUAUAAAUUUCCCUCACAGAUCACAUCAACAUACUCUGCUCUUUUUGGCCAAGUACAAGACAUAGCAUUUCUUUCUGGAGGAGAUGAGUUUGUUUCUGCUGCUGAAGUGGUCAAGAGAAAUUCUACGGACAAAGGAAUCAUGGUCUGGGAUUUCAGAUCAACUGUAGUAUUAUCCAAUCAAAUCUAUCAGGUCUGUCUUCAGCAUUAAUCCCUCCUAUUUGAAAUGCAAAUAUGCAUUAUUUAUAUCAUUUUGGGAACAGGGUUUUCCUAUUUAAUCAGUAUGAUUGUUCUGUUCAUAAGUUCUGAAGAAAACACAAAGUCACCAUUGUCUUCCUGAAAAUGGGACCAAAGUGCUCAUUAGCCUCUCCAGGGGGUACUCCCUGUAAUGGCCUAUACCAGAGCUCUGCUCAAACGUGUACCUUUUUCAGGCUUCAGAUAUACGAGAAGGUAGGGAUUUCAUUGGUUGAUGUAAGCAGGGUUUGCAAAUUUUAUUGAUGAGUGGAGUCACUGUGACUUCUGCUUCGCAAAUUUUGGAGUCAUUUUGGAAUAUUUAGAGUCAAGUAUCACAACAAAAGAAGCCAUUUUCCGACUUUCCAGCACGUGGUCCUGGCAUGUAUACACUAUCGUGAGGAAUACGCGAAGCAGCUGUGGCGGUCCGCUGACCUGGAAAGCUCAAAUCCAUGAUGGCGGUCAUCGACUAACCUUUGAUCGUAUUAAAAUUUACCCUCUUCCUGUUUUGUCGUGCAGUAUAAUUCUUUAAUUCUGAUGAUUUAAUUAAGGUUUACAAGGUUUACAAUCAACAUAAAUUGUAUUUGUUGCGUAAAAGGUAAGGACAAAAGUGUGUUUGUUACCGAAAAUUUCUGGAGUCAAAGUGGCUCCCUGUUUGUUACCUAAUAUUUCUGGAGUCGAGGUAACUCCCUCCGUAACCUUUGUGGAGUCAUCUGAACAAGUUUGCUGUAAAAUACACCAAAUUUGGCGUAUUUGCGAACCCUGUGUAAGAAAACUUGUCAUUUUGCCCUGUGAAAAGACAAAAAGGGCCAACAGAUGUAUACUUUAUGGCUGUGAAGAGAUAAGACAACUUCCUGGUUUUGUUGUUUACACAUAUUAGAAGGAUGGUGCAUUUACAACAGUUGAAGUGUUCUAAACUGGGUAUGUGAAAGGGGUAACAUUUGUCAAUAGAAGGUAUAUGAAAGAGGUACCAUUUCUGUCAAAAAUGGUGUAUAAAAGGGUAGAGGGUUGAAGCCCAUGGUGGAGUGUCCUCUCCCAGGACAUAAGCAGGACAUUGUCUGCUUCAAAACAUGUUUUUUGUUACUGCAUAUGAGAAAACUGUUGUCUAAUGGCAGUUCUCUAGAGGUGACAUAAAGAUCUCUUGAACAAUCAAACAUAAUUUGACUGAUAAAGACAGUUAUUAUGAAUCAUAGCAUUGCGCAUAUAAACCUACUAUUAGAGUUGGAAUCUCACACUUGAGAGAAAUAAAAUAAUUAUCUUCAAUUUUUUUGUUGUCGUCCAGGAAGCCUUCACUUGUACUUGCUUAAAAGUCCAUCCUCAUGAAGCUCAUUUUGUGGCCCAGUCCAAUGGAGAUUACAUUGCUUUGUUCUCAACAAGGAAGCCAUACAAGCUAAACAAGUUCAAAAGAUAUGAGGGCCACAAGGUAUUAUAUUCAAUUUCUGUUAUUUAUAAAUAAUGAAUCCCAUAGAAAAUGGGUUACACUUUAUACUAUACAGUCAUUUCCAUUGGCACCCAUACCCCUCCCCCUAUUGUGGACGGCAAACUGGGCAGGGACACUAAAGGAGCUAAAUGCCCUACAGUGGGGACAAAUAAAGAGGGCAAAUCCCCUACCUCCAGGAUUGCCCCAAAUCAACACUACAGCAGUGUUCAUUCAUGGCACAAUAGAGUAGUUGCACUUUCAGCAUUUUAAUGUGCAAUUUUUUCUUGUUUCUGCUCAUCUGCCUCUUCAUCAUUUCUUCAUAAUAACUUAGUAUCUGAUGUGUCUUUCUCCUUUAAAAGAGCACGUAAGGCAUUUAUUUGUAAUAAUUAUUAGUAUACUUCAACAAAAAUCUUGGGAAAAAGCCUUUUAAUAUUCAACAUUUGUAAACUUCCGUAAUAUUGAUUAGUUUAAUUUUUCACCUGAUAUUAUAUUGUACCCGUCGCCGUAAUUUUUAUGCCAUCUUCGAAAAAUUGUAAUUGAGGAGGCCUAAUUAACAUAAGCUCCAUAGUUUCUUUUAGGCCUCCUCGCCAUCUCUUCCUACAUUUUUUUUUCUUUUGGCAUCUUUAAGUAAUUAUUGUAAUUGUGUGGCAAAUAAAUAAAAUACGUAAAUACGUAUCUAAAUAAAGACUUCAAAGACAACACAACUACGUGAUUUUCAUUUUAUUAUUAUUUAUACUGUAUUGUAAACAACUUCAUUAAUUUUGUAAAAAUAGAUUGAGAUUACAUUGUAAAAGAAUAGUCUACUAUAAAGUCAUCUUUUUCUUAAUAUAAAUGAUGACAGACUUAAAACUUAACCUAAAGCACCCUUAAGCCUAAAACAGCAGCACUAUACACUUAAACAAUAAAGAGAGUGCCAAGCAACUUUUUUCUAUGUGUAUGAUUAGAAUUUCAAAACACUUGUGUGUAGACUCUAACUAGUUAGUGAGCCAGAUGACAUGGGCUCCAUAUUCUCUUCCACAGUUUUUUUCAACUUUUGACAUGGACAAGUUAGGGAAAAUCCAUCCAUUCUGCUGGAAAUUAAGAGGACUUUUUAAUUUGUAAAAUCGCCAAGUUUGCAAAUGAUUUGUUGAAAACUAAUGAAGAUAUAGGUCCUCAAAGUCCUAAAAUUUUACAGACAUUUGUAUUGUUGGGGGUGGGGGGGGGCACAAACUUGCCACCAGCUAUACAAAUGUCUGUAAAUUUUGGCAACUUUGUGGAGGUAUAUCCUUGCUCACUUAAUAUGUACCACUUUAAAACUUGGGAAUAUUACCAAUUUUAAGGCGCUCUUUCCAAUGGUGUCAACGGAUUUUUCCUGACUGGUCCAUGUUUAAAGUUGAAAAUACCUUGAAGGGGUCUAUUCUAAUCAUGUCUUUCUUGUUAUGAGAUAAUCAUAGCAAUAAUCGUGAUCAAUCUCAAUCCUUUCCUCUUUGUUCUAUAAAAGUGUACAACCAGACAGUUAGGAUUAAUGUUUGUGAACCAUGAAGCAGAUGAGAUAUUAUUUUGCGUUACUGACCAGGCAUGAACCUAAGAUGGCCCAUCUUGCCCAUUCGUGAUUUCCCAGUUAGUCCUGCAAGAAAAAGUUCUCCUAAUGGGAACCUUUAUUGACCAAGCUUGUUUGGUCAAGAUGGCUGGAUACUGGCCUCGUUCUCUUUUGUGUUUUUUUUUUUACCUCGACUUCAUCUUGGCCCAUAAAAACACAAGGAAAACUUGGCAAAUAUCCAGAUACAGUGUAUCUUGACUUCACAAGUGGUUAAUAAUGCAUACAUAUUAAAUUCUGGAUUAACAUUUUAUUGUUAGGUGAGUGGAUAUCACAUUGGGUGUGAUUUUAGCCCUGAUGGUUCAAUCAUUGCCUCUGGUUCUGCAGAUGGACAAAUAUAUUUUUAUGAUCACCACACAUCCCACAUGGUGAGAACAUUACAGGCUCACUCUGUGCCAUGUAUGGAUGUUGCUUUCCACCCCACCCUGCCAAACUGUGUUGCUAGUUGUGGGUGGGAAGGACAAGUCAGAGUUUGGAAGUAA
Porites lobata is the source of this 6210-nucleotide messenger RNA. NCBI's taxonomy places the organism in Eukaryota, Metazoa, Cnidaria, Anthozoa, Scleractinia, Poritidae. The record is from the annotation of a GenBank genome assembly.